UGAAAGUCUUCAAAUAACAAAAAUUCAAUGAACAAUACUAACAAUCAAACACAUGUCCAUUUAAGUCACAUUUUCAAUUCCAUUCAAAAUUCAUUAAAUUUUAUCAAAGGGAUCAUUUCUAAGAAAUUUCGUUUCAAGGGCAAUUUGUUCUAUAAAAGACCAAAGUCUCUCCCUCUUGGUCUAUAUCAUUCACAACUUUGAUCCUUGUAAAUCUUCAAUCUAAAAAAAUUCACUAUGGGAGUCACAACCUUUACACAUGAGUAUUCCUCAACCGUUGCACCAUCGCGCAUGUUCACGGCUUUGAUCAUAGACUCUAGAAAUUUGAUCCCAAAGCUCUUACCACAGUUUGUUAAAGAUGUCAAUAUAAUUGAAGGAGAUGGAGGAGCUGGAAGCAUUGAACAAGUCAACUUUAAUGAAGGAGGCAAGCGGGCAACAAGCUGCGCCGCUAGAUCUUUUUGGAUGGCAAAAUCAAUCUUCGUAAACACAACAUUUAUGGAUCUAGGAGACAUAACAUUGCUAUGCAUAACCCUUUGGACUAUAUGUAGAAGGUCAACUGCCUCUGAUGCUAGAAAGCCAAAAGUGUCAAAAGCAAAUUGUAUUAAAAGCAUGUUGAUUGUCAGAACACGCUUUCUCAUGUUUGACCACUUUGCUUGACGCAGCUUUUAGAGCUGUCUGUCCUACCGUAAAAGCCCCCACCCCUUAACCCACAAGUGGUGAAACCCCAGUCAAGUCCACACAUGCAUGUUUUCCUCCAACCCAUCCGUACACCAUAACAUCCGCAGGCCUAAGUGUCGAUCUUCUAUCUAGUGGGUCAGUCAGAAAGUUCACAGGCGCCUCCUUCUUCAUUGAUACUCCUGCUCGCCUGAAUAUAUCAAAAAGUACAUCCUUAACAAAGUCAUGUCUGUAUUUAAAGUCGGGAAGCUCCUUACAAUGAACGGCAUGCUUCCCAAAAGUAUCCAGACAUUUAAUAUUUCUUUUUCAAUUGAUAGUAAAGUCAAUUGAUUUAAUCUUUAUUGAUAAAUAUUAAUUUUGAUUUUGAAAAUAAUAGAGUAUGUGUCUUUAUCAUUAAGUAAAAUAUACUUUUGGAUUGCUUUGGUGGCUUUACCUUUGAGUCGACAUCAGGUAAACUAAAGAAGUUUAUUUGAAUAACUUCUUAUGUAUUUCUUUUAUGAUAUGCAGGCAGCCCCUUCAAAUAUCUGAAACAAAAGAUUGAUGUGCUUGAUAAGGAAAAUUUGAUUUGCAAAUACACUAUGAUUGAAGGGGAUCCAUUAGGGGACAAGCUGGAAUCAAUUGCUUAUGAGGUGAAGUUUGAGGCUACAAAUGAUGGAGGUUGUCUAUGUAAAAUGGCAAGCAGUUACAAGACUAUUGGAGAUUUUGAUGUUAAAGAAGAAGAUGUAAAGGAAGGAAGGGAAAGCACCAUUGGAAUUUACGAAGUUGUGGAGUCAUAUCUGCUGGAGAAUCCACAAGUCUAUGCUUGAUUUUUUAUUUAUUUAUUUGUUAUGUGUCAUGUAUCAUAGAUCAUAUACAAAUUACAAAUCUAUUCAAAUUUGUAAUAUUUUUUAUGCAAGUGCAACCAUAGGGACAUUUGGAAUGGUUGCUAAGAGUUGAAUUCCUUAAUAAGUUCUUAUAGCAUGUGUGGCCAUAAAUGGCUAGAGAUUGGUGGUUUGGCAAAUACAUUUGUACAAGUUAGAAGCUAUGUAUUGGACAUUUCAAUAUUUGAGCUUUUAUUUUUAUCAUUUUGA
Medicago truncatula (barrel medic) is the source of this 1742-nucleotide messenger RNA. RefSeq names its product pathogenesis-related protein STH-2. Gene Ontology annotation, biological process: defense response; abscisic acid-activated signaling pathway. Gene Ontology annotation, molecular function: protein phosphatase inhibitor activity; abscisic acid binding; signaling receptor activity. Bases 235 to 654 code for a protein of 139 amino acids. NCBI's taxonomy places the organism in Eukaryota, Viridiplantae, Streptophyta, Magnoliopsida, Fabales, Fabaceae. Gene Ontology annotation, cellular component: nucleus; cytoplasm. The record is from RefSeq and is a predicted model, not a curated record. The transcript has 2 exons.